UCUCUGCCUCCCUCAUCCGCCUCCACAGGACAGAGAGAGAGAGAGAGAGAGGGAGAGAGUGAGCGAGCGAGAGAGGCAUGCAGGAAGAGUGCGGCUGAAUGUGGUCGACAUGUCGACAGUCAGCCUCUAAAAAGUCUUCUCCCGGUCGUUCCCGGAUUCUUUGGCGGAUGAGGGGCCGACGCCGGGCCAUAGCCCCUGGCCGCCGCUGCUGCUGCUGAGCUGAGAGGAGGGAGAAGCGGCGCAGAGGAUGCAGUGGGUCACCCUGGCCGUGGCACUGGGGUGCGUGCGUCUGGCCCGGGCAUCGCACAGCCCCACCCCUACCCCCACCUCGACGCACACCCCUCUGGUGGACAACUCCGAGGAAGAAGUGGACGAGCCCUGCUUUGAGCCGUGCACGUGCGAGGUGAAAGAAGGCGUGCUGCACGUGCACUGCGAUGGGCGGGGCUUCACCAAUGGCAGCCAGGUGUCACAGUCGUGGGUCCGCCCUUUCAAACUCAACCUCCAGAGGAACUCUCUGAGGCGUCUCUAUAGCAACGGGUUCCAGCACCUUGGCAACGCCGUGUCGAUAAACCUCGGCAACAAUGCGCUGCAGGACAUCCGGGUGGGCGCCUUCAACGGCCUGGCCAGGCUGAGACGCCUCUACCUUCACGAGAACAAGCUGGAGGUCUUCAGAAAUGACACCUUUGCCGGCUUAGAGGCUCUGGAAUACCUCCAGGCCGACUACAAUGUGAUCAAACGCAUCGACAGCGGUGCUCUGAGGUUCCUCUACAAGCUACGGGUUCUGAUCCUGAAUGACAACCUGAUCCCCGUCUUGCCUGCGCAUCUUUUCAGAUCUGUGUCGCUGACUCAUCUGGACCUGCGGGGAAACCGUCUAAAGAGCCUGGCAUACGCCGGGACCCUGGAGUACGUGGGCCGCUCCCUGAUGGAGAUACAGCUGGAGGAGAACCCCUGGAACUGUGGCUGCGAGGCAGUGCAGCUCCAGCAGUGGCUGGGUCAGAUCCCUUACACGGCGGUGGUCGGGGAUGUUACCUGCGAAUAUCCCUUCCACCUCCACGGCAAGGACCUGAGGGAGAUCCCUCGCAAGGAGCUGUGCGCUGAUCUCCCGGAUAAAGAGCUACAAGCAGAAGGAGGGAGGCCAUCAGGGGGAACGCAGCCUCAACAUUUGCCCCCUAACUCCAAGCCCAACUCCCACCCAGGGAGGGCUAGGCCGACCAAACCCUCCUCCAUGGUGCAUGGCUCCCGCCAGAACACCCACACCUCCUCCACUUCAUCCUCCUCUUCUUCGGCAGAGCGCAGAGACAAGGAGAGGCACCCGAGGCCCACAAAGCGUCCUAGACCCUCCAGGACGUCCCCGACAUCUCGCAGCCCCAACCAGAAUCCGCCUGUGGCCGGCUACCAGACCCGACCCCCCAUCCCCAUCAUCUGCCCCCUGGGCUGCACCUGCAACCUCCACAUCACAGACUUGGGCCUGACCGUCAACUGCAAGGAGAACGGCUUCCUCAACGUGUCCCAACUGACGCCGCGGCCGCUCAACGGCCGCAAGCUGUACCUGAGCGGGAAUUUAAUCCAGAGGAUCUAUCGCAGCGACUUCUGGAAUUUCUCCAGCCUCGAUCUGCUUCACCUGGGGAGCAACCGCAUCUCCUACUUGCAGGAGGGGGCCUUCUCCAGCCUGACCAGCCUGAGGAGUCUCUACCUGAACGGGAACAACCUGGAGAGGCUCAGCCCCGACAUGUUCCUGGGGCUGCAGAGUCUAAGGUACCUUUACUUUGAGUACAACGAGAUCCGGGAGAUUGACAGCGGCACCUUCGACUCCAUGCCGUCCCUCCUGCUGUUGUUUCUGAACGCCAACCUCCUGCGAAGUCUUCCCCCGGGGGUGUUUUCUGGAGUCAAUCUGGCUCGCCUCAACCUGAGGAACAACCACUUGCUGCAGCUUCCGAUGGACGGCGUGCUGGAGCACCUCACCGGCCUGGUACAGGUGGACCUGCAGCAGAACCCGUGGGAGUGCAACUGUGAGGCGGCGCCACUCAAGCGUUGGCUGGAGGGUCUCAGCGCUGUGGUGGUGGUGGGGGAGGUGGUGUGCCACUCCCCGGAAAAGACCAAAGGCGUCGACCUGCGCUCCGUCUCCAUGGAGCUGCUGUGCCCCGAGCUGGAACCCCAGGAGGACCAGGAGCAUCACACGGUCACCUCCGCCGUCCCAGACAGAGGCGUGCCGGUUGGCUACCCCGGCACAGGGCUCGGGCCCCUGAUCCCUCCAGGGAAGGAUUCAAUCCCGCUAUCGGUGCUGGUGCUCAGCCUGCUGGUGCUGUUUGUCUCUGCGUUCUUCGCGGCGGCAGCGCUAAUCGCUUACACCCUGAGGAGGAGGGACAAGCUGCCGUUCCGCCGCCAGGGAGAGGUGGACUUGGCUGGCAUUCAGAUGGAAUGCGGGCUCUUCACCGAGCAGACGCACCACCACCACCACCACCACCACCACGGCCUGUCCGGGACACCGACUCUACCCGUGCCUGAGCACAACCACGUCUAUGACACUAUCUUGCCUCCGGGGGCGGCGUCCAAAGGCCCUGACCCGGCGGCAUCCCCACAUGUGUGUAGCGGCGCCAUCUACAAAGAGGAACAGAACACAGCGGCAAAGGUGAAACAGCGCCUGCAGCCAAGCGACACCGGCUACUGCUCUGCGGCAGACAAGGACAGGGAGUGGACUCUGCAGGUGACCUCGUCCCCAAUCAGCACCGUCGCCGGGGCGAUGGGACAACUCGCCGGCCUGCACGAAAAUGGGAUCCUGUGCCCCACUGUGAUCGACAGCCAGGGCCCCACUCCUAAGGUCGAACUGGUGGACUGCCUUUUCCGACUCCCCACCCCCGAGUUCAGAGACAUGCCUGAUAGAUACGCUAGGCCGCCGCCCCGCUACCCUCACCCCCAGGAGUCUCAGCAGGACGCCCAAACGGUGGUGGUCACAACGACCCCUUCCAGUGGUGCAAAUAGCGAUCAGGCGGGCGAUCAGGGCGCCAGACUGAUGACCACGCCGGACUACAUGGAGGUUCUGGACCGCUCUUAUCAGUUUUAGCGCUCCUCUGCCCCUUUCCUCAUCCUCUUCUCACUGGAGAUGAAUCACACAGGAAGAAUGACUCCUGUACAAAGAGGAGCCUGUGGGGGAGUAGGACUACACUUCAAACUAUUCCUGAAUAACAAGCUGGGGUCACUUUUUGUAUUCCCCCUCUUCUACUACAACUACUACUAGCAUAUAGGUUGGUAUUUUGCAAGGAUUAUCUGAUCCCAGAUCCCUGCCUGGGGGCGUGGAGAUGACUCCAGCUGCAGCUACCACACAACAUCCCCUUCCCGUGUUACGCUUCUCAAACGGUGAGGCAGUGGGCUUUCUUCUCAAGAGAUGCUUGCGGGGGCGUCGAAAGGUUUAUCACACGAGGUGAAACCCCCAGCAGCUCUUUUGCAACAUGAAACACACGAGAGUCUCUAAACGGCGCGGAGUGAGCUGAGCGGUCAAAGAAGGGAAUGGGAGAAAACAGCCAAGUGCCUUAGCAGCGAACAGCCAGCAAGUGUGGUCAACGCUUAUUUUUCUAUGAAUACAGAUCUAUUUAUCUAAAACACAGAGGUUUGACUACCAAUGGGACGACCAAUCGGACUAAUUUCACACCCGGACAAAGGACCCCUCCCCCCCAAAAAAUAUAUAUAUACAGACACCCCUGGAAUUGUUUGUAUGCACUUGAUUUGCUUUCAUCUCAUCCGGUUAACUUAAUUUGCUUCAAGUUGUUUUUGUUUAGACGAGGGACACACUGCGGCUCACGAUGUGCAAAUAAACAAAAAUGCAGCAAAAGAUGGAAAUAUUAUUGUUGUUUUUGAGACAAAAACAAAAAAAAGAAGGAAAGAAGGCCGGCAUUCAUCAGAAGGACAUUGUUUUUGGGAUAUCUUCAUAAUCAGCCAGACUUAACGAGGCCUCAAGGACCUCGGCGCCACGUUUUCUUUGAUCAGACCGCGGCAUCGAGGUUAUUGAUUUUUUAAGUGCAUCUCAGAGGAAAUUCGGAUGGACAAAAAAAUGAGGAUGAGGAGGCAUCUUUUCUUAAAAAAAAAAAGACAAACAAGACACUGUCAACUAUCGAUUAUUCUCUUUUACGAAGAUACCUUUUUAUGCUUUCAUCUCCUACCAAUAGUAGCGGCAGUUGUGAAUAUAUUUAUUCUUACUUUUUUCGCGUGUCCAAGCUCUUCUGUAUGGGAUCAUGUUAUAUUACUGUAUAGGAUGAUUCUGCAUCUGGUUCCGCCUUCUUACCGCCGACCCAAGUACAAUAAAGGGUGCUACAUAAAAAAAAAACAA
Messenger RNA from Dunckerocampus dactyliophorus (ringed pipefish), 4321 nucleotides. Its product is annotated as SLIT and NTRK-like protein 3. The record is from RefSeq and is a predicted model, not a curated record. The transcript has 7 exons. Bases 248 to 3061 code for a protein of 937 amino acids. Gene Ontology annotation, biological process: axonogenesis; positive regulation of synapse assembly; regulation of presynapse assembly. Gene Ontology annotation, cellular component: GABA-ergic synapse; postsynaptic density membrane. Lineage: Eukaryota; Metazoa; Chordata; Actinopteri; Syngnathiformes; Syngnathidae. Gene Ontology annotation, molecular function: protein binding.